Messenger RNA from Rotaria sordida, 255 nucleotides. The record is from the annotation of a GenBank genome assembly. NCBI's taxonomy places the organism in Eukaryota, Metazoa, Rotifera, Eurotatoria, Philodinida, Philodinidae.
AUGAUGGAACUUUGCUCCUAUUUAAGUCAAACUCAUCGUUUUCAAUCUACAUCAUCUGCAAUUUUUCGUAGUCAUUUAACAAAUAAUGAAAUUCGUGCUUAUCUUCUUCGAAUAUUUGCUAAAGAAUAUCCAAUUGAAUCAAGAAAAUUAUUAAUGAAUAAAAAUUUAUCAACAUCGUAUCAUUGUGCUCGACGUUUAUCAUCAGUUUUAGUUGAUCAAUUUUGUUUAGCUUUAAUUACUGAUGAACAUUUAUGA